Molecule: messenger RNA, 1687 nt
Organism: Dreissena polymorpha
Lineage: Eukaryota; Metazoa; Mollusca; Bivalvia; Myida; Dreissenidae
Product: dynein light chain Tctex-type protein 2B-like
Exons: 1
Coding region: 12-611 (199 amino acids)
Biological process (GO): microtubule-based movement
Cellular component (GO): cytoplasmic dynein complex; cytoplasm
Molecular function (GO): dynein intermediate chain binding
Source: RefSeq, a predicted model, not a curated record
GAGCAACUAAAAUGCAGACUUUAACUGCGGAGAAUCUUGCGGAUAACCGUAGCGACCAAUCCGGAAGUAGGCGUCCGUCGCUGUUGUCAAAAGAGGGCAGUCAGGGUCCCAUCAACACCAGUCUCAGUAUGCGCCGGAUGUCAAGUUUAGAGGGCCGUCUGAACAACCAUUCUAGCCGAAUGUCCAUGGUAUCGCGAUCAAGCGUAACCGGAAGUUCCGUUGGAAUUAAGAACAUUGGGCUUUAUACCGUUAAGCUGCAGAACACGUACAAGCUGCAGCCGGACCCAAGUGAAAUGUUUAAGCCCGGAAGUGUUAGUGACGUCAUGCAGGAAGUGCUCAUUGAAUGUCUGGACGGUGAGAAGUACAACCCUACGCAGUGCCGAACCCUCUCACAGAUGCUGACGGAUCUCAUCAAGUCGCGCGUGAAGGACAUGGGAUUUCAGCGCUACAAGUAUAUAGUGACGGUGACCAUUGGUCAGAACAGUAACCAAGGAGUCCGUGUAGUUAGCCGGUGUCUAUGGAACAACGACACGGACAAUUACGCGGAGGCUAGUUAUAACAAGAAUGGGUUGUACGCGGUAGCAGCGGUGUACGCGUGCUAUUUCGAAUAGAACAUUAGUAUAUAAGGGAAUUAUCCAAAUGAUAUCAUAUAGAACAUUUGUGUUGUUUAACUAUUAAUUAUGUAACCUAUAUUAUUCCUUAGCGCAAAUUAAAUAAAGUGAAGGUGUGUUAUCCUUAUAACGAAUUUGUUACAAAGAUUAAGUAAAACAGUGUUUAUUUGUUUUCAUGCUAUUAAAGUAAACUGGUUUCGAACGUCAUGUAUUCUCAGAUAGCUUUUGAGAAUUGUUUUGCUUUCCAAUUAUUGCUCAUAGAUGUUGCUCUUUUUUGUCUGUACCGUCGCUUUUGGAAAAAAACAAGCGACAGUAUGAGUGCACUGUCUCAAAAUGAUAAUACAUUAUAGUGUUGUCUAUUGAGUAAGGCAAUGUAUUUUUCAGAUGGUCAAAUGCAACAUCGGUAAGCCGCAUUUCCCAAUAAGUGGCAUGUGGCCUGUAGUGUGAUAGUGUUUUAUGUUCAAUUUUAAUGAUUUUUAUUUUCAGAAAUUAUUGUGCAAUAUAUCUUUUAUUUCUGGUCUAUAUAUCUUUUAUUUCUGGUCUCAAUUGAAAGAAUUCGUUAGUGGAAUUAAAGGUUUAACUAUGCUAUAUUAUUGAUAAUGUUUUAUUGCAUUACUCCGUCCGGCAUUCGUCGAUGACCCGGUCUCCAUGUUAUAAUUGACAAGGACUGACUUAAGAAUUUCGUCAAGCAAAUCGUCUUAGCAAGACUUCAGUUAUAUACUACCUUCACCUGCGAAUAGCUUGUACUGCUUCAAGUGGAUGGAGUGCUCUAAGAGAAUAAGGCGAUACGCAAGAUUGAUUGAUAUUAAUCUUUCAAUUCAUUUGGAAUAUUGUCAUAUUGUGUCUAGUGUUACGGUGAAGGUUGUUUGUACAAGACUAAUUUAUCGUUUGAACAAUGAGUUUAAAUGUGUAUAUGUCAUCGGCUGAUUUACAUGGGCGUGUGUGUUAUUUAAUCAAAUGUUAUCAUUUCAAAGUGUUUAGUUUCCAAAAUCAGUACGUUGAUAGCUGCUCCAGACGUUGAAUGUUUCUAUCUUAAUUCUAUUGCAAAUCAUUCGCACACGUUUCACUUUCAUUCU